CGUCUUUUCCUCUUGCCAGUGCCCCGUUUUCCUCCCCUCCCCCUCGCCGCUGACCGAGUCCUUCCUUUUCCGACCGGCUCGCCUGGUUUUCGCCUCGGAGCUGUCGGGUGCCGCUGUCGCCGUCGUCACCGCCACCCGCUGGGCUCAGUGGCCCCGACCCCCCCCCUUCCCGCCGCCCCAGCCCCGCACAAGAUGUCAGAGGAUCUAGCAAAACAGCUAGCCAGCUACAAAGCUCAACUCCAGCAAGUAGAAGCUGCAUUGUCUGGAAAUGGAGAGAAUGAAGAUUUACUCAAACUAAAGAAAGAUUUACAAGAAGUUAUAGAACUAACGAAAGACCUUCUGUCAACUCAACCUUCUGAAACUCUUACAAGUUCAGACAGUUUUGCUUCUAUCCAGCCUACUCAUUCAUGGAAAGUAGGAGACAAAUGUAUGGCAAUCUGGAGUGAAGAUGGACAGUGUUACGAAGCGGAGAUUGAGGAGAUAGAUGAAGAAAACGGCACUGCUGCAAUCACCUUUGCUGGCUAUGGCAAUGCUGAAGUAACACCAUUGUUGAAUCUCAAGCCUGUAGAGGAAGGAAGGAAGGCAAAGGAGGACAGUGGCAGCAAACCCAUGUCAAAAAAAGAAAUGAUUGCCCAGCAGCGUGAAUAUAAAAAGAAGAAAGCUCUGAAGAAAGCUCAGAGAAUAAAAGAACUUGAGCAGGAAAGAGAGGAUCAGAAGGUGAAAUGGCAACAAUUCAACAACAGAGCAUAUUCUAAAAACAAGAAAGGCCAGGUAAAGAGGAGUAUUUUUGCUUCACCUGAGAGUGUGACUGGCAAAGUUGGAGUAGGGACUUGUGGAAUUGCUGAUAAACCUAUGACGCAGUAUCAAGAUACCUCUAAAUACAAUGUCAGGCAUUUAAUGCCUCAAUAAGAAAAACUGUUGGAUUUCAUCUCCACAGGGCUUUACAUUUACCUUUUUAUCCUUAUAUUUUUCUAAAGGUAAAUUAUUUGUUAGAUGAGUAAGGAAGAUGAUGCCGUUGUUGUUUUUGUCUGACUUAAUAGAAUGAAACUUGAAGAAAUUCCAUCUGAUAACUGCUAUUCACUUAACUUUUUUAUUACUACUACACAAUUUCCUCCAAGUUUGUUGGUUAAGCAACCUUUCUAGAUAGAUGGUGCAUAAAUACAGCACUUAAAUGAAUUGGUUUUCCUGAUAUCAGUUACCCAACUUAAUGGAUGAUAACAUUUUUUUUUUUUAAGUUAUAAGUUGGAAUUUUCAGAUACUUUAAAAAUUUGCCACAUAUUCUAGCAAUUCAAUGGAAAACAUCAAAGCAAAACGGAACCAGCUAAAAAGAUCUUUUUAAUCCUUCGAGUUAAAACUAUUCAUUACCUAGGUUGGUUUGUAAAUGGCAGUUUCUCUUUCAAUGACUUACUUCCUAUUAAGUCAUCUUUCAAGUGGAUCCAGCUCUAUAUUCAUUUCAUUAAGUUUGGUUUUAUGUAAGAAACCAUGUUUAGGAACAGUUCUGGACAGGCUUUUGGGGUGGUUUGUUUUGGUUCUUGUGUGUAUGUUUGCUUUCUUCCUGCGUUGACCUUUACUUAAUGGUAGUGGUACCAGUUUUUGGAUGUGUAAUGUUUAUAUGAGAAAACAAAAAGAUGAUGUAUAGCCCUGUAUACACUGUAGAUAAUAUUUUUGUAAAAAAAAAAAAAACAAAAAACAAAACAAAAAAAAAGCCAAGGCUGAAUUAAUGAACAAGAGUACUGAAUAUUUCAUCAUUAAAAUUUGACUGUAUUUCUUGUGCAUUAAUCUGACCAUAGUCUCCCUGUAUAUUAUGUUCAUGUAGCUGAGUUUGUAAUUUUUGUUAACUAGAUCAAGUUGUCAGCAUUUGUUGGUGUAAGUGAACAUUACAGUUACAUCCUGAGUUUAGUUUAAACCAAAUAUAUGCAUAGAAAAGCAUCUUCCAAUUAAUGGAAGAUGAGGAUUUUUAGGACGCGUGUUAAUUUUAGUUUUUGUAUGUUUAACUUUUACUAAAUAAAAUGUUUCUAAACUCUCCAGGGUGUGUUCACAAAAUUUAGCUGCCAACAGUGAUCUAGUGGUUAAGCCUCAUUGUACUUGCACACAUCAUUUCCAUGGAAGAGGAUUGAGUGUGUGAUAAAGGUUUCCAUAAUUCUUUUGUACACUUUCCAAUAAACUUAAAUUGGGUCUUAGAGGACACACUAGUUUUAUAUAUUAAGGACUGUGUUGUAUAUAGAGAUACUUGUAAAUUUUUGGUAGAAGGGCAAAAUAAAGAUUUUAUUUUGUGAAUUAAAA
Molecule: messenger RNA, 2283 nt
Organism: Sorex fumeus (smoky shrew)
Lineage: Eukaryota; Metazoa; Chordata; Mammalia; Eulipotyphla; Soricidae
Gene: SMNDC1
Product: survival motor neuron domain containing 1
Exons: 6
Coding region: 193-909 (238 amino acids)
Biological process (GO): regulation of alternative mRNA splicing, via spliceosome; mRNA processing
Cellular component (GO): cytoplasm; nucleus; precatalytic spliceosome
Molecular function (GO): RNA binding
Source: RefSeq, a predicted model, not a curated record